Messenger RNA from Merops nubicus (carmine bee-eater), 2176 nucleotides. RefSeq names its product ALS2 C-terminal like (gene ALS2CL). NCBI's taxonomy places the organism in Eukaryota, Metazoa, Chordata, Aves, Coraciiformes, Meropidae. The record is from RefSeq and is a predicted model, not a curated record. The transcript has 19 exons. The annotation marks the transcript as partial.
CGAAGCCUGGAAGCACCACAAGACAGUGCUGAAACAAUUCCUCACAGACUUCACCUCUGAGACCUCCAUGUCCCUGGCCUUGUACACGGUUCUUCAGAAACCCAUCCGAGAUCACGUUGAGCAGUACAUACUGCUCCUGACCAAGCUGAAUGAGGUCCUCAAAGAGGGCUCUGAAAAGGACGUGGUUACCAGUGCCAUCAAGGAGUAUUUGAAGCUGGAGUCCUUCAUCAGCCAAGUCCUGGAUGAAGCUUGUUUGACCAAGUCCUUGUGGAAAUCCUUGGGCUACAAAUUCACAGACAUACUCUGUGUCCCUGAAAGGAGGCUGCUGGAAGACAGCAAAAACCUUCCCAUCUCUGCCAGCACGAAUCGAUCAGACAGGGUCUUGCUCUUUGAUGAUGUCCUUGUGCUAAUUCAGGGGAACAGCUUCCAGAGUUUUGACCUGAAGCUUGUGUGGGUAGAUGAAGACACCAAGGAGAAAUCAGCUCCAGGAUUGUACCGACUCCGCAUUAUAACCCCAGAAGAAACGUUCUUCCUCUCUGCCAAAGACCCACAGAUGAAGGCUGUUUGGCAGUGGAAGCUGAACCAGGCUGUGCGCCAGGCGCUCAACGGGAAGCGAGAUUUCCCCUUGUGGGGCAAGACUGGAGAGGGCAGCGAGCCCCCGUCCUGCCGCUUCUUCACCUACUGCUUCAGGCUGGAGGGCAAGCUCAAGAGCGCUUCCUACGAGGGCGAGUGGCACUGGGGAAAGCCACAUGGCAAGGGGACGCUGAAGUGGCGCGAUGGACGCAACCACGUUGGAGAUUUCAGAGAGGGCUUGGAGCACGGGUUUGGGAUAUGCCUCGUCCCACGCCAGGCUGAAGACCGCUAUGACUGCUACAAGUGCCACUGGUACGAGGGCAAGAUGAGAGGCUAUGGAAUCUGUGAGUAUGGGAACGAUAUGGUCUACAAAGGUUACUUCAAAGACAACAUGCGUCAAGGGUUUGGGAUACUGGAGAACCUCUCAGCUGAGCACCCCUUUAAAUACACAGGACAGUGGGAAAACGAUAAGAAGAAUGGCUAUGGAGUGUGGGAAGACAAAGACAGAGGGGAGAGGUACAUAGGGACGUGGCUGGAUGACCACAAGCAUGGACAAGGCAUUGUAGUAACCCAGUCGGGUGUUUGCUAUCAAAGGACAUUUCAUGCUGAUAAAAUGGUGGGUUCUGGGAUUCUGCUCUUGGAAGAUGACUCUGUCUACGAAGGGAACUUCACAGAAGAUCUAAAAUUUGUUGGAAAGGGAAAGUUGUCCUUUGCCAAUGGUUUCAUUCUGGAGGGAACCUUUACUAAUAAGCUGGGCCAAGGCCUUCAGACGCACGGCAUCCUGAACACGUCCCACGAGCAGCUGGAUGACUGGAUAACCAAAGCUCAGCUUGGCCUCAAGGAGUUCCCAGUGGAGAAGAGAUGGAAGGGAAUCUAUGACCAGUUCCUGGAGUUCAUCCAUUCUGGCUGCAAAGAAGGAAUGGAGGAGUCUUUCACUGGGUUCCACAUACAAACGAGCAAGGAGCUGAGGAAAUCUCAGGAGUACCUCUUCUGCCAACGGGGGGCUGAGGAUGUCUCCUGGAAGAUAGAAGAUAUUCUUGAAGAGCUUGUCCACCACCAGGAGCUGGAGUCACUGCAGGGUUAUUUAGAGAAGGCGUUGAAGUCUUCCCUGCAUCCACUGGGAAAGCUGCUGAAGGCCUUGACAAUAGCUUUUCAGGCAACCUACUCUGGGAUUGGGGCCAACAGACACUUGCUGACUAUGGCACAAGAGGAAGUCAAGUACUACGCCAAGAAAAUAUGGGAGUUUUACCAGGGUUUGCUCCAUCUGGCACUGGAGCAGAAAGGCCAACUGCCUGCCAAGGGUGUGGAUGGAGAUACAAGUGACCAGAAGGCCUACAGUGUGGUCCUGCCACUGAUCCUGCCCUGCUUCUACCCCGAGCUCUUCAUGCUCUACAUGCUCUAUCAUGAAAGAGAAGAUGAUCUCUACUGCCAAGGGAUCGUGGACCUGAGCCUGUUUCCUGACAUCAAGCUGCUGGAGUUUCUGGAUGUGCAGAAACACCUCUGGCCUCUGAAAGAUCUCACCUUGACAACCAACCAGAGGCGGUCCCUUAUCAAGGACAAGUGUUUCCUCUCUGCCACGGAGUGCUUGCAGAAGCUGAUGUAA